AUGAUCGCGCCCACACUCUCGGCCGGUGCCACUGUCGAGGCCCGGAUCGGCUCAGACAUGCUGAGAUGGCGGCCCUGGGCCUGCAGAGUCUCAGCCCCGUCGCAGUUCGUUCGCUAUGCUCAGACUGAAGCCAAAUCUAAGAGCAAGAAGCAAGCUGCAGUCAAGCCAAAACGCACGAACAAGAAAAAGCCACCGACGCCGCCUGAUGGCCUUCCUCCUCCCCUGAUUGAGAUAACCAAAGGCGUCUUCUACCGCACAUAUCCCUCUUCCUCCGAACCCAAUGCAAAGAUUCCUCCACUCUUCAAAAAGUUCGAUUUCUCGCUGUCCGCAAGAGUCGCUCCUCACUUCACCACGCCGCCGCUGCCGUCGCCGUCCCUAGAUAUGACCAUGAGGAAGAAGGUGCAAACAGCUCGGGCUAUUAGAAAAGCCCAAAAAGUAGUGGAAAAGGAAAAUGAAAUCCAGAAAUUCUACGGGCCAUUCCAUUGGGCCGUGAUGGGCACCGGAAGCACCGACUUUUUAGACAUCCUCCGUGGCCAAUACGUUGCUGUGCCCCCGAACUCACGCUCGUAUCCUUACUUGUCUUCCGACCAAUUCUCACCCUCCAACCCGAAGCUAAGACACCCCUCCAAUGCCAUUCAGUAUGUGGGCUUCAGAGGAGAAGGCUCCCAGGCCACUGGAGGAACAAGAGGUGCCUAUCUCAGCGCACGAUACGAGAGCCUGCGCGAGGAGACCGACUGGACUGUUCGCCAAUAUCUCUGUAACCAGAUGGAGCUGAACCCACUGGAGGGAGAGCAGGCCCAGUCCAAUCCCUACAGCCAGGAUCAUUGGGAUGCAAUCUUGCAGAGUUUCCAACUGUCCCAUCUCCUAGACAUGCCUACCGCCAAGCUGAGCAAUGGACAGACGAGGCGUACUCGCAUAGCCAAAGCCUUGUUAACGCAGCCGGAACUUCUUCUCCUGGACCAACCCUUCAUGGGACUCGAUCCUUUAACCAGCGAUAGCAUAUCGUCUCUGCUCCGCGAUGUCGCCUUGAAGUCUUCGCCCAGAGUGAUCAUUGCGCUUCGUGCUCAAGAUUCCAUACCAGAGUGGAUUUCUCACAUUGCCAUUGUGAACACAGACAGCGUUGCUUUUCAGGGAACAAAGGAAGAUUUCUUCAACAUAGUAGAUCUGAUUCAUAAAGGUCAUCUCCCAUUCAAGAAAGACGUAAUGACGCUGGGACCUGUCAUGCGGGAGGGAGGAGCAUUGCACGGCUAUCGCGAAAUUCUUGCCAAGGAUUACCCCGAACACUUUCAACCUGAUCAUUCUCAUUUUGAUGAGCCACAGACUAAUCGGAAACUUCCUAGACCAAAGUCCACGAUGCCAGCAUUAAUGGAUGGAGAGCCUCAAAUCGAGAUGAACGGGGUCCGUGUGCAAUACGGGGACAAGGUCGUUCUCGGUAAUUGGACGCAAACUGAAAGCAGUACACCAGGCCUGCACUGGAAGGUUCGUCGUGGCCAGCGAUGGGCGGUAUUGGGGGCCAACGGCUCUGGGAAGACAACUUUGCUCUCUCUAAUCACCUCUGAUCACCCACAAGCGUAUGCACUGCCCAUCCGCCUAUUUGGCCGAUCUCGUCUCCCCGAACCACCGAAACCGGGCAUCUCGAUAUUCGACCUCCAGGCCCGAAUUGGCCACUCUUCUCCGGAAAUACAGGCCUUCUUCCCUUCCCACCUGACCAUCCGUGAGGCCGUUGAAUCGGCGUGGGCCGAUACCUUUCUCUCGAAACCCAAACUCAAUUUCCAGAUAGACACCCUCAUCGACCGAGUUCUAGCGCACUUUAGACCUGAUUUGGCCAAACCUCGUCUGCUGAAGCCCGGAAAGGAGCACGAAAUAGACAUGUCCAUCAUUCCCGGCGGCUUUCUACAGAGAUUUGCAACCCCACCACCAGAGAGCGCCGAUAUAUCAAAAGGGUCGGCAACUACUGCUGAAUAUGAUACUACUUAUGAUAAUUUGAACCUCCCCAUUGGGUUCGACACAUAUGCUUACGCUGACGACAUGACCUUUGGCCAACUUGACGUUGCCCAGCAGCGCCUAGUCCUUUUCAUACGGGCCAUUAUCAAAAAGCAAGAAGUGAUUGUUUUGGACGAAGCAUUCUCCGCCAUGCCUCCAUCUAUGCGCCAAAAAUGCUUUGCCUUACUUGAAGGACCUCCAGCACAGACCGUUAAAGGAAAAAAGAGUGAACAGCUCCCGUACGUGGACGAGACCCAGUCUGUGGUUUUCGUCAGCCACCAACGCCAGGAAAUCCCAGACUCGGUCCGUUUCUGGAUGCGUCUUCCAUCGCAAGUCGGCGACGACCAGAAGCUCGAUUUCGCCAUGGGCGUGCUACCCGAUGGUGAGACGUUGGCAUCCAGCAAAGAAAUCUGGCAAAAUAUUUGGUCCAAGAAUUCUUUCCCGCCAUACGAACACAAAGAGGCAUCGUCUAAAGAAACACCCAACGAUGCCGAAUUGUACGGCUUCGUGCUUGCAAAAUCAGAACACUGA
Talaromyces rugulosus is the source of this 2514-nucleotide messenger RNA. RefSeq lists its product as uncharacterized. The transcript is spliced from 2 exons. Bases 1 to 2514 code for a protein of 837 amino acids. NCBI's taxonomy places the organism in Eukaryota, Fungi, Ascomycota, Eurotiomycetes, Eurotiales, Trichocomaceae. Gene Ontology annotation, cellular component: mitochondrion. The record is from RefSeq and is a predicted model, not a curated record. Gene Ontology annotation, molecular function: ATP hydrolysis activity; ATP binding.